GGGCUUUUUAUCCCAGCUGAGAGGAACCUGCAGCCAGUGUGGCUGGCUGGUUUUGCCAUUAGCGGGGGCCUUUCCUGAGGAGGGCGUACGGAGUGUAGGGAAUGAAAGAUGGCAGCACGCCGUGCAUUAAAAGCUGUUUUGGUAGAUCUCAGUGGCACACUUCACAUUGAAGAUGCAGCUGUGCCAGGCACACAGGAAGCUCUUAAAAGGUUACGUGGUGCUUCUGUAAUCGUUAGGUUUGUGACCAAUACGACCAAAGAGAGCAAGCAAGACCUGUUGGAAAGGUUGAGAAAAUUGGAAUUUGGUAUCUCUGAAAAUGAAAUAUUCACAUCUCUGACUGCAGCCAGAAGUUUACUAGAGCAGAAACAAGUCAGACCCAUGCUGCUAGUUGAUGAUCGGGCACUACCUGAUUUCAAAGGAAUACAAACAAGUGAUCCUAAUGCUGUGGUCAUAGGAUUGGCACCAGAACAUUUUCAUUAUCAAAUUCUGAAUCAAGCAUUCUGGUUACUCCUGGAUGGAGCACCUCUGAUAGCAAUCCACAAAGCCAGGUAUUACAAGAGGAAAGAUGGCUUAGCCCUGGGGCCCGGACCAUUUGUGACUGCUUUAGAGUGUGCCACAGAUACCAAAGCCACAGUCGUGGGGAAACCAGAGAAGACAUUCUUUUUGGAAGCAUUGCGAGGCACUGGCUGUGAACCUGAGGAGGCUGUCAUGAUAGGAGAUGAUUGCAGGGAUGAUGAUGGUGGGGCUCAGGAUGUUGGCAUGCUGGGCAUCUUAGUAAAGACUGGGAAAUACCGAGCAUCAGAUGAAGAAAAAAUUAAUCCACCUCCUUACUUAACUUGUGAGAGUUUCCCUCAUGCUGUGGACCACAUUCUGCAGCACCUGUUGUGAAGCAAUGUGUGCGUCUGAAGCAAGUUGAAAUGCAGCUUCUUAUUGUCUGGAAUGAAUCCCUGACCAACUCAGUGCCAGCAUCAAUAGACACACACCAGUCAGUGCUGAUCGCUUUUUAACCCUCUUUUGUUGUGCAUUAAAUAGAAAGAAAGGUAUUGAAUUGCGGCCAGCCAGUAAGCCUUGCUAAUCUCUUUUAUUUUGUAACUGAAGAUGAGACCCAAAGAAAGGAAAAGCUGAGAUUUUGUGCCAUUCCUUUUAAAAUAUUCAUCAGGUUAGGCAGGGCUGGGAGGGAGAAGCUACCACAGGGAAGAGUGUUCUCUGCUGUCUCCUCACUGGAAAACAGGGAGGGGGGAUUUCAGACUGUGAAGAAAGUUGAAUGGUGGUUUUUAAAUUAUAAAGUAAUGUAUUAAAAGGUACAUUAGGCUGUAGUUCUAGUAAUGAGUUCAACUGUGAAAUCCAUCGGAUGUGCCAAAUGGAGAAGACAGAAAGUAACAAAGAGAAUUAUCCUUUAGCCCAAGUGAUACAGUGAAUUUGCUUUAAUAGAUGUUGAAAACUAAAUUUUCUACUGUAUUCCCAGCA
Messenger RNA from Chlorocebus sabaeus (green monkey), 1467 nucleotides. Lineage: Eukaryota; Metazoa; Chordata; Mammalia; Primates; Cercopithecidae. The record is from RefSeq and is a predicted model, not a curated record.